UUCACCACUUGUAAAUCACAUAUUAGCUUCUGGUGGGCAAGAAUGGGUUAUUUUGCUCUAGAUAAAGAAGCAUUUGGACUGCCUUCUAAAGGCAGCAGGGUGUAACAGGAGUUGGUGGCAUGGUACCUGUGCUGCCUUCUUCUGGAGUUUGCUGCCCUUAGGGACCCAGCUCUGAGGAAUCACGUGGCUCAGUUAAAAUAUCAUUUAUAGCAUGCUAUUUCCUAAUGCAGGCCCAUCAGCUCCAGCAGAAGCAGCAACUUACUGUGCUGAGUGAGAAAGCAAAGCGAGAGGUUCAAGAAAGCCAGAGGUUCUUGAGUGACCUCCUUCAAGACAAUGUAAAGAUGUGCAGUAGCUCCAAAGGCAGUUAUUUUUCUGUGCCAAAACUGGACCACGCAGAGCAAACACUGGACAGGAUCCCAGUCUGAAGGUGACAACGCAUCUGGCAGUAAUGAAGAGAUGCAUUCACUGAAACUGUCUGAAUUGAAUACAGAAAGAGAUCACAAUCUGGUGGAUCCCAAAACAGUGGAACAAAGAAAAUCUCUGGGAGGAAGGGAUUCGCAUUGCUCAACCCUCCAAGAAGGAUCCCUGCCGGCAGAGGAUGGGGAGCUGCUGUACAUCCACCAAGCCUCGAAUCUGUCGUCACCUCUGGGAAAUGCUCUCCAUGGGGAGCCUGGAGCAGCAGAUGGCUCUGCAGAGAGCAGUGACCAGGCCAGCUUGGACAGCCAGUGGAGUGAGGUCGGCCGGCACUAUGGAAGCUCCAGCACCUUCCGCCGCUUCAGCCUGGCCAUGGCGGAGCAGUGCCUGAGGGGAGAGGAGCUGCGAGCUCGACACCAGGCUGCCCUCCUCAAGCUCCGCAGAAAAGCUCUCCGGGCAAAAGCCAGGGCUGAGCUGGCCUGGCUGGGCCACCAGAAGCGCUGCCUGGAAAGCCUGCAGGACAGUAAGGGAGCCUCUGCUGUGGCUGAGAAGCAGCACAAAAUUUUAACAGAGCUGGAACAGGAGCAGGUAGAAAUACAGCACCUGCAAAAUCUCUACAGGGCAGCCCAUCAAGAAAGGAAGCUUUUACUAAAGCAGCAAAGAGAAAUCUUAAUGAUGCAGCAUUCAACAGCACAGCUCCAGGAAGAGCUGCAUAAUUUGACUGGGAAGAAAAAGCUUACAAGGAGCCCAGCAACUGAAGAAGCAAAUAAGCCAAAGACAAGACAGAUUUCAAGCUCAAAGUUCAACUCCUUGGCAGAAUCUACAGCAUGCUCAGAAAGGCCUGAUAUGACUGGGGAUAAAAAGAAUUGUGCCCAGCUAAGGAAUGAACAAAGCAAGAAGUAUGAUAGCUUUUCUGAGAACAAGAAAACACCAGUACAACAUCAGAAAUGGGCAGAGAAUUCCCCAAGUUUGGAGCAGUCCCUUGUCCUGCAAGGUCCUGAUGUGUCUGGAACAGUGACCAGGAAAGUGUGUGAUGCCACCAGUCAAACCACAGGCUUGGUCUUCAUGAUUAAAGACUGCAAAACCACAGAACUUCAUGCUCAGGAUCACAUUUUAUUACAUCUGGAACGUGUAAAUUCAGCUGGAACGGAUGAAGCUAUAGCCACAUCCACUACAAUAGAAGGCAGAAAGUGUGUGAUUCCGGAAUCUGUGCUGAAGGAAAAGGCAUUUGUUUCAAAUGCAAAGAUAGAACCUAAAGAUAAUGAAGAUAUUAAUCCAUGUUUCAGCAAGUUUACAGUGAAAAACUUGGGGAUGCUUACUACAUUGUGUAACUUAUGUCAGGCUCAGACAGAAAAUAUUCCUCAAGAAACAGGUGAUGAUGCACCAUCCUUAAUAGAAGAUCAAGAGAAUGAUUCUCUGACAGUGGAGAAAGUACAUGGGGAGCAGAGAAGUCACACAACUCCAAGAGAAGGGCAGGGCUCCUGUCCGUUUCAGUCUCUUCAGACUCAGACACAGAAGAAAGAUCCUUCUUUUGACACUGAAGAUAAUGAAAGAAGGUCAGCACUGAUUUCCAAUGAAGCUACGGUAGUGAAAACGCAGUUAAGGAAGGAAAACUCACUACAGGAGCAGCAGAGGGUUAGCCCAGACUCCGAGAGAAAAGCAGAAGUUGUGCAUAUGAAUGAAAAAGCACCUUCUGAAAUUCUGUCUUCAGAAGAUGCUCCAGUUAAAGAAAUGGAAGUGUCUUCCCCUUGUGAGAUCCAUCGCAUGGAUGGAAGUCCAUGUUUGAAGCCUUUGAACCAUAAUUCUCAUGAAGCUUCUGAUGAAGAACUAACUUUAGAAGUGUUUUGCAAAGGAUUAGAUCCUGCUGAGUCAUCGCCCAAGUCAAAGGACUUCUCUCCAAGAUGUGAAAGUGCCAAAUCAGACUCUUCUCUCUCAGAAUUUCAGAAAGUGUCUGCAGUUUGGAUUGACAUCUCUGAAGGCUCUACCUCAGACUCUGAAUCAGAGGUGAAAAAUGGAAAGGACGCAGAUGUCAGCAUCCCAGAAGAGUUUAUCUAUGAUGACAAUGAUGCAUUUUCUGACUACUUCAAAAGAGAUGCCAAUAGCAGCAAGUAUUGGAAAAGAAACAUUAUGCAGUGACAAACGUAAUGAACAUGAAGCACCCACAGAGGACAACAACACUAAGAUUUCAUCACUCUUUCAGAUCUCCCAGAAAUGCCCUGGAAAGGCUUCAGAUCACGGGUGCCCUGAUCAUUUGCUUCCUUGCCUUCCCACAGACAAGGCAAAUACCUUCAAAACAAAGCCAAUGGAUCCCUUCCAGUUUGAAAAACCAGCCAAGGAAAUGGAUAAGCCAAGUUUGGAAGCCUCAGAAAACUCAGAAGAUGCAGCUGCCAGCUCUUUGGGCAGUGAUGGUGUUUACCUACUUAAGAUCUAUGAACAGCAGGAGCCUACUUCCACAACUAGCAGAGUGAAAAAGGAUGGUGAAAUUAACAGUUUAUUUAUGGAUCACAGCACAGAGCAAAAGCAGCUUAUUCUGAUGGAUUCUUUGGAACAUCUAGAUUUGGCUACUGACCAGUUCACUAGCACGGUCUCUUUUCCCCCUGACAAAGAUAUUACAAAUGGUAAAUUAGUAGCAUGUCUGUCUUCCAGAAAUGCAGCAGUGCAAAAUAAUCACGCACAGCUUUUGAAUGAGAGCCUUGCAUCCAGAAAACUUGAUAAGAUUGUAUCUCUGCCCAUGUCUGUGCAAGGAAUUUCUGAGGAAGUACAUACAGAAGCCUACUUGUUUGAGUCUUUGCAAAGGGUGGCCCCAGGAAAUCAAAAUCAUUCAAAAACUGAAAGGCAAGACACAAAGGAAUUGGGGAAGGGUUUUGCUUCCAACUCCUCAAAAAAGCAACUAUUUCAAGCUGAGAAGUGCUCUUCCAAAGGUGAAGAUGAUACAAUUUUUAUUAGUGAUGAGGGCCUCCCUCCAGCUGAUGAGGACACCUUGUCAGAAAUACUGUCUCCUGUUGAUGAAGUGCUGUCCUAUGGAAGUGCUGACUUGCCAUCCUCUAAUAAAAAGGAUUUGUCAUUUCCAAGUGAAGAUCUUCCUCCUCCCCCUUUAGGUGUAAAUGCAAUGAAAAAUGAUGAUUCUAGCUUUAGUAUGGAUGAUUUCCCAUCUCCACCAGAACAAAUGACAGUCUCAGAGACUAGACAGUGUAUGGAUGAAGAUAUAUCACUGCGAACAGAUGCAUUACCCCCAUUACUUGAUAACAUCAUGCCUGAAGAAUUUCCCCUGCUCAGUCGAGAGCCAACUGAUGUUUUUUCAAGGCAGGAUAGGAAUGUCUCAGAACAAUCUUUAGUUAAAGAAGAUAAGUCCCCCUUUGCACAAGAACUAUCAGAAUACCGAGAAGGAGGACAUGAGACACCUUUACAGUAUUUGGAGUGUCUGCCUGUGUCAAACCCCAUUUCUUCUGGUCAGGCCAGUAAAAAUCCUGAUUCCAUGAUGAAUCAAUGCGGAACAUACUUAACACUACUCAAAGCUGAAGAGGAUGGUGAUGACCCAUUGUCAUCAUUUGAAAUUGGGGACAGAGUGUUAGUAAAGCAGACCCAGCCUGGAACCCUCAUGUUCAAAGGCCGGACUUGUUUUGACUUGUGGCCAUUGGGCGGGUGUUGCACUUGACAAAGCUGAAGGUGAUCAUGCUGGAACUUACAAAGGGGUGAAGUAUUUUGAGUGUGCUCAGCACUGUGGUAUCUUUGUCAGACCUAAUGAGAUUUCACACCUCUUGGAGGAUAACAACAACGGUUCCAGUAACACUGGGCAUGAAGACUCAGACUCCUCCUAUGAUGAUGAAUCCUUCAAAAGAGACUGCAAAUACCCUGAAGCUGAUGAACAGGGCACAGGGGUAACAGAGCAGAACACUGAAGACACAAAAAGCGCAGGAGGAUCAGAAAUGCCAGAAAACCAGUCUAGGUUACACGUUGCCUUGCUGCCUGGAAAAGGUCAGAAGUUCACACAUUCUGACCAGUGUAAGUGUAAUGAAUUCCUUUGUCAAAAUAACUUAAUGUGCUUGGGGUCAGAUAAAGAAAAAACAGAAGUUACCCAAAUAAAACAAGGCAUGCUUGCAGAUGUGCUUCUAAAGAAAAAUAAGAUCAGCAGCAGAGAUGGGGUAAACACAAGCAAAAAUAUUUGUUGCUUGUUAGAGGAUCAGAAAAGAAAUACACUUACUGAUGAUACCACAGGUGAACUCAAUAAACUUCUGUUUGACACAUUAAUUGCAUUUGUUGAAACAGAUCAACAUAAAUAUAAAAGUGCCUUUGAAAAAGACAUUACGAAUUAUGGCAAAGGCCUAAGACAAGAAGACGAUCUGAAACUGUUUCUCGUCAAAGACAAUUCAGUUGCUAGCUUAUCUGAGCAAUCAGCAAAGGUUUCUGAUGUUCUACUGUGUGACUUCAACAUGCUUAGCAUUCAUGGCUGUCACACAGUAGCAGAAAGAAUUGUGACUAAAUUUGUAGAUGAUGCAGUUAAAGAAUAUAAGAAGAUUAAAAGAAAACAUGGAGCAAAAGCAUACAAGAUAUUUCAUUCAUCUUCAGAGACCUCUCCAACCACUUUGCCUUUCCUUAUAAAAAUCCUUGAUGCGGGUGUUUUUGGAAGCUCUGAAGAUUUUGAUCAGCCUAAUUCUGAUGGACAUGCCCUAGAAAGACAAACACAAAAGCAGUACUUGUACAAAUCGGAUCGGUGGCACUCAGCUCCUUGGAAAAAAACUGUGGAGGUUCCUCUUGUGGUACCACAUCACAGUUCAUAUGUUAAAAAAUUAUCUGCAUCUGCUGUAGAAGAAUUAUGGACUCCAGAAAACAUAUAUUCAAAUUUCAAGAGAAUUAGUGUGCCAAAGCAUUUUGAAUGUAAUUUCUCGGGGAAUCAUUUGGAAACAGAAAGCAAGAGGAUGUAUAAUCAGGUUAUAUUUGAUUUGACUCGUGAGGUGCUAUGCACAGAGUAUCAAGUAACUGCAAAUCCAAAUAGACUUCCAUGGUUAAAAGAAAAUUUGGGAUCUCGCUGUUCCAGAUGUCAUUGCAGAAGUGCAGAUGUCAAUGAGGUCAAGCCUCUCUUAUUUUGUAGGCAUUUGUUCAGGGUGAAGUUAUUAAAAUAAUGAACCUGGAAAAGAAUGACUUAGAAAUGAAAAGAAAAAUUCUUAAUAUGACCAAGUAUGGAAACUGUGAGAGAGACAGAGUGGACCUUAUUCUGAUUCAGGAGCUCCGCAAAGAAGAAUCUCAGUGGACUUACUAUGAUGAUGACGAAUUAACUGUGAAGAUGAGAAUGACUGAAAGAAUAUUUGAUAGCUUGAUCCUUGAUACAAUCGGAGUUCUUAAUAAGAUUUAUCUGAGAAAAGCCUGUGAUAAGAAGUUUUUCCCUAAUGGUGGAAUUUUAGUCCCUGAUUUUUAAGGCAAGAAUACAUGAUUAAGAAUUUUAAUUCUGAACUGUACCUAAUACCAGUUUUACAUUCAUAUUUACAAUUAAAGGAUGCAAGCAGCGAUGUAAGCACGUAGAAAAAAUAUCACAUAAAAUAUUCUUCUUGAGUUCUGAGCUCUGGGAAUGCUCAUUAAGAUCAAUGUUCUUCUUAGACUAAUGUUAUUUGGAAUCUAAGUGGUGGAAAUUUUAUUCUUGUCUGUUUUUUAAUCAAGAUGGCACUUUAUUCACCUACGCAUUUUUAAGAGCAUCAUAUGUGUUUAAAAUUGUAUAGGAGUCUAUGGUUAUACAAACAGUUCAAAAACAAUUUGUGUGUAAAUGAUUUUAUUUUGUUAUCAGUGUUCUGAUGGUGAAUGAUGAUGAAAAUUAUGUUUUGAGAAUACUGUUUGGAAAAUCAAUGUUUUUAGAGCAUAUGGGUACAGAGGGAAUUAAGUCUCCCAGAAAUUGAAUUGCUAUGGACCUCUGUCUUUUGGAAUGAACUCUUCCAACUGGAUCAUGUCUACAACUUUUCCUAAUGGGUUAAACAGCAUAACAAAGGUGACUGAGGAAAAAAAUGACCAUUUUUUUACACCCUGUGGAAUGGUUUUAAAUUAGCCCAGAGAUGACUUGAGAGAUGUGGCAUAUGGCAGGAUCUACAGCCAAACAUUCAGUUCUAAUGUCUAUAACAUCAUGUAAAUGAGACAUAUACUGAUGUAAUGCACUUUAAAUGGAUGCUUUUCUACCAGUAACUUCAAUUUCUGAAUAAUAAAUAUGUGCAUUUGAUUACAUUCCUUAUCAUGGAAUUCAUAUGGGCCCUUUGAACUCCAACACAGUUUAAACACCUGAGGAUGUACUUUAACUGGCAAAUCAGAAGAAAACAUCCCUAUUUUAUUUUGUAUUCGUAAAAUGGGAAAAAAAAUAAAUCAAGAUUUGAAGAAGGAAAUGUAAGCAUUCCCCAAAUAUGCUAAUUUUUAACAAUGUAUAGUACUGUGCUCUUACCUAUUUUGCAUUAAGACUAAUGAUAAAUUUGUAUUAAUGUUUAAAACAAAUAUACGUAAUGGCAUUCAGAAUUUUUUCAUUACUAAAUAAUUGAAUAGAAGUAGAUUUAUUUAAAUCCCCUUCCUUCAGGGAGUCUUUCAAAUGAAAAGCAGGACAAUUAAUAUGAUUUUUAAAAAUUGAAAGGCACUUUGUUUCUGUUUUUAAGUACUGAUGGUUUACUUGUUUUCAUAUUGAAUUGUUUUCUGAAUAAACAAAAAUCCUCUGUGUCUCUUAUUUUUACUGAAA
Messenger RNA from Anas platyrhynchos (mallard), 7114 nucleotides. The record is from RefSeq and is a predicted model, not a curated record. NCBI's taxonomy places the organism in Eukaryota, Metazoa, Chordata, Aves, Anseriformes, Anatidae.